AUGCCGGUCGAAAACACGCAACGGAAGACCAAGCGGUUCAUCACCGGACACAAUGAAGAAGGAAAAGCUGUGAUCGAGCAGAUCGAUGAAGGUCGUCUGAGAAAGAUUGACAAUGGCGUAGCUCAGUAUAACGAGCUGUGGCAGACCUCCACCUUUCCUGUCGACAUCAACCACGACGACUGUCGAGCAAAGGAGAAGACAGUCAUGUCCCUUUCACUGCCUAACGGCGUGGUGUUAAGAAUGGUGGAUCGCUCCCCUGGCUCAUACUCCGCCAUGCACCGAACGCAGAGCCUGGACUACGGCAUUAUGAUCGAGGGCGAGAUGGAGUGCAUCAUGGAUUCGGGAGAGAAGGUUGUGUUGAAGCCCGGAGAUGUGUGCAUUCAGCGUCAGACGAAUCAUCAAUGGUACAAUGCCACCGAGGGCUGGAACAGGAUGAUCUUUGCUAUGAUGGAUGCGAAGCCACUUGAGGUGGCUGGGAAGGUGUACAAGGGCGAGACGGGAUAUGAGCAUGUCAAAGAUAUUGCAUCUCGUUUGUAG
This is a messenger RNA of Zasmidium cellare ATCC 36951, 537 nucleotides long. RefSeq lists its product as uncharacterized. The coding region runs from base 1 to 537 and encodes 178 amino acids. The record is from RefSeq and is a predicted model, not a curated record. The transcript has a single exon. NCBI's taxonomy places the organism in Eukaryota, Fungi, Ascomycota, Dothideomycetes, Mycosphaerellales, Mycosphaerellaceae.